AUGGCGCCCUCAGGGAUUGGCUCGUUCGAAGAGAGCGAUUACAGAAAUCACGAAAUUCCCUCUCGCCUAUUCUCAGCAUCAAACCCACCUUCACUAGACGAUUUCGACAGGCUGAUCAGCGAGACAAAAGCAAUUCACUACCCACUCUCCACUAGAAUCACUUCGAGUGUUCCAAUCUACGAACUCCCUGAAUUCUCCUCACUCACACCUGGCCAACGCUCGGCUCUUCAAGAUGAAUGGUAUCACAUCCUCCUCUCGGGCCCAGGUGUCUUUGUAACCAAAUAUUUAUUCAAAGACAUCUCUCUCAUUGAAAAAGUGAGCACUGUGUUUGCAUCCAUCAUCGCUAAAGAGAAGGAAAUUUCCGGACAACGCGGCGACCAUUUUGCUGGCUCCGGCGCAAACGACCGCAUCUGGAACUCGUUCUCCAAACACUGCAUGCAGGAUUCGGAGUCUUUCUUGAAGUACUAUUCAAACCCAUGGUUACCGUUGAUAUGCGCUGCGUGGCUAGGUCCGCAAUACAGACUUACGGCACAGGUCAAUGUUGUGAAACCUGGGGCAAAAGCGCAAAUCUCGCAUCGAGAUUACCAUAUCGGGUUCCAGGGCAAUGGGGCAUGUGCGAGAUUUCCUAAAGCAAUACACAUCGCGAGUCAGUUCUUGACGCUACAGGGCGCAGUUGCGCACUCAGAUAUGCCUGUUGAGAGUGGGCCAACGCGGCUGCUACCGUUUAGCCAAAAGUUCGAGGAGGGGUAUAUGGCCUAUCGUAUCCCAGAACACCAGGACUACUUUCUGAAAAAAUACGUCUCAAUUCCGCUAGAGAAAGGUGAUGGACUAUUCUUCAAUCCAGCUUUGUUUCAUGCUGCCGGUCAGAACGACUCGAAGGAUGUAAUGCGUUCUGCUAAUCUGCUGCAAAUAAGCUCGGCGUUUGGCAAGCCGAUGGAAACGAUCGACACAAUUCCGCUCAUUGAAGCGACAUGGAACAGUUUGGCUGAUUUGCACCAUCGAGAAGGGCUGAGCGAAGAAGUCAGGGCUUUUGUGGGCCACGUAGCAGAAGGAUAUCCAUUUCCAACUAAUCUUGACCGAAGGGUACCUGAAACUGCAGGCAUGGCGCCUUCAAGCGAGCAAGACUUGUUAAUAAAGAGCCUUGAGAAUGGCUGGACGAAGGAUCAGGUUUUGGAUGGACUACAGAAGUUGCAGGGUGACUCGAGAGCUUAG
Plenodomus lingam JN3 is the source of this 1212-nucleotide messenger RNA. RefSeq lists its product as uncharacterized. Gene Ontology annotation, molecular function: phytanoyl-CoA dioxygenase activity. Gene Ontology annotation, biological process: fatty acid alpha-oxidation. NCBI's taxonomy places the organism in Eukaryota, Fungi, Ascomycota, Dothideomycetes, Pleosporales, Leptosphaeriaceae. The record is from RefSeq and is a predicted model, not a curated record.